AUUUCCGUUGAGAACUGGGAGCUGUGUUUAUGUUUUUUGACUUUUAACUGCUGGAAUUUAUCAAAGAAAAAUGGAAGUAUCUAUUGAAAUUCAACUGCAAUACAAAGAUAAAUCUUUUAAAACGCAGGUUCUACUGGAGCGAUAUAUCCAGCUGGUAGAAGACGAUGCUACCUUAUCCCAAUUUGUGGAAGAGUUAUAUCACGAAAACUUUCCGAACAUGGGGCUGUUGGAGGCAAAAACGAAAUUCAUUUGGGACAAAAACUCCAUAAAGUUCAUGUUGAGGAUGAGAUUGAUUUCUCACCAUCAUCAAUCAUGGAUUUCACAACUGGCAGAAUGGAUGAACUGGAAGAAAAUUUACGUUGAAUACUAUCUACCGGAAUAACAGCUACAAGUACAUGUUUGUAGAAGAUAAUAAAAAGAAAAU
Messenger RNA from Acanthoscelides obtectus, 424 nucleotides. The record is from the annotation of a GenBank genome assembly. NCBI's taxonomy places the organism in Eukaryota, Metazoa, Arthropoda, Insecta, Coleoptera, Chrysomelidae.